Spodoptera exigua (beet armyworm) is the source of this 5012-nucleotide messenger RNA. Lineage: Eukaryota; Metazoa; Arthropoda; Insecta; Lepidoptera; Noctuidae. The record is from the annotation of a GenBank genome assembly.
AUGAGUGUAUCGUCUCUAGAAGAACAGCCUGGGGCUGGCAGGAUGCUAAAGUUCAUACGCGGCAAGGGCCAGCAGCCCUCUGCUGAAAGGCAGAAACUCCAGAAUGAACUGUUUGCCUUCCGCAAGACAGUGCAACACGGCUUUCCACACAGGGCGUCAGCGCUAGCAUGGGACCCACUCCUCAGGGUGGUGGCGCUGGGCACAGCCACCGGCGCCCUCAAGGUCUACGGCAGACCCGGCGUCGAACUCUACGGACAGCACACAAACUCCGACUCCAGCGUCACACAGAUACACUUCAUACCUGGCACUGGCCGCUUACUAUCACUUUCCGACGACAACAGUCUUCACUUAUGGGAGAUUAACGAGAAGUCCCUGGUGGAACUAAAAACAUACAUAUUUGAGGGUAAAAACAAGAAGAUAUCGUCACUAUGCGUCGAGUCAUCCGGCAAGCACCUGCUGAUCGGUACCGAGGGUGGAAACAUAUACAAUCUGGACCUUAACACGUUCACCGUCACCGAAGAUGUGAUAUAUCAGGAUGUUGUUAUGCAGAAUUGUCCAGAAGACUUCAAAAUCAACCCAGGCGCAGUGGAAGCUAUCUGCGAACACCCUAAGGUCCCUAGCAGGCUGCUGAUUGGCUACAACAGAGGUCUAGUCGUGUUAUGGGACCGCAUUGCCGCCGCACCCACACACACCUUCGUGUCUAACCAACAGCUCGAGAGCUUGUGCUGGAAUGAUGAAGGUGAACACUUCACAUCAUCUCACAACGACGGUUCGUACGUGACGUGGGAAAUUGCGGGGGCUGCCAGCGACCGGCCCCUAAAGGAGCCCAUCACACCGUACGGCCCCUACCCCUGCAAGGCUAUCAGCAAGAUCCUCAACAGGACUAGUGUUGAUGGAGACGAGAUAACUAUCUAUGCAGGUGGUAUGCCACGAGCUUCGUACUCCGACAAAUACACAGUCACAGUACAACAGGGAGAGAAACACGUCGCAUUCGAUUUCACAAGCCGAGUUAUCGACUUCUUCACAACGACACCCGUCCCUCCCGACGGUGUGCCGCUACAAGAAGACCGCCCCGACACUCCUGCGCAGAUACAGUUGCAAACCGUCAAUCAAGUCGCCGCUGCUUUGGUGGUACUAGCAGAAGAGGAGCUGGUUGUAAUAGACCUGUGCGACGAGAGAUGGCGUCCCCUGCGCCUGCCCUACCUGGUGUCUAUACACGCGUCCGCCGUCACUACCGCGCAGCUCGUCGACAACGUCGCCGCCAACGUAUACGACAAUAUUGUCGCCGCAGGUCAACAACAAAGCGAGAAUGUAUACUCGGAAUCAGCGUGGCCUAUCUCUGGCGGGUGUGUGGAGGGCGAGGGUGCGGUGGCUGAGCGCCAACUGUUACUGACGGGACACGAAGACGGCUCCGUGCGCUUCUGGGACGUCAGCGGAGUCGCCAUGACCCCCCUCUACAAGUACACCACCGCGCAUCUCUUCAGUGGUGAAGAAAUAGGCGAGAACAACGACAGUCAGACGGACGAGGAAGAAUGGCCUCCAUUCAGAAGAGUCGGAACCUUCGACCCAUAUAGUGACGACCCACGACUUGCUGUCAAAAGGGUAAUCUUAUGUCCUCUGUCGGGAAUGCUGACAAUCGGUGGUGCGGCCGGUCACAUAGUCAUCGCGAGCUUAAAGACAUCUUCCAGCACUGCUGAAGUCAAGUCUGUCACAGUGAAUAUAGUGUCAGAUCGCGACGGUUUCGUAUGGAAGGGCCACGAUCAGCUUACCCUGAGGUCAGGAUCACUCACAUUCCCACAAGGAUAUCAGGCGAGCUCGGUGGUGCAGCUGGUCCCCCCCGCGGCGGUGACGGCGCUGGGCGCGCAGUGGGAGUGGGGGCUGGUGUGUGCCGGCACCGCGCACGGGCUCGCGCUGCUCGACGCCAUCGCCGCGCGCUCCUUGCUGCACAAGUGCACGCUCAACCCGCACGAUCAUUCCGGUGCUGGCGAUACGCCUAUUUCAAGAAGAAAAUCGUUCAAAAAGUCGCUUAGGGAAUCAUUCAGAAGACUGCGAAAAGGAAGGUCACAACGUCGUCAAACGACUACCUCAAGUCCUACUUCACCCACACAACCAAUCCCCAAGAAGCCAGCGGAUAAAGCGGCUUCAGAUACGGACGCGGAGUUGAAGCCGGUGGAGCGAGCGAUCGAGGCGAGGCCGGCCGACGAUGGGUUCGGGUCCAUGGUGCGCUGUCUGUACUUUGCCAGGACGUACCUUAUUAACACACAAAACUCGACGCCGACCCUAUGGGCGGGUACGAACAACGGUACAGUGUACGCGUUCACGAUAACUGUUCCCAACACGAACAAGAGGAAAGACGAGCCCGUGACCUGCCAGCUCGCCAAGGAGAUCCAGCUCAAGCACCGAGCGCCCGUCAUCGGCAUCACCGUACUCGACGGCGCCGCCGUGCCGCUGCCUGACCCGCUCGAGGUGGAGCGUGGUGUUUCCCCCCUCCCGGAGGGCGGUACGCAUCGCGUGCUGAUAACGUCGGAGGAGCAGUUCAAGGUGUUCACUCUGCCCUCACUCAAACCUCACAACAAGUACAAGCUCACCGCGCACGAGGGCGCACGGGUACGGCGCACGGCGUUCGCAUGGUUCGAGUGUGGGUCUGGCGUGUCGAGUAGUACGGGCGGCGCGGGCCCGCGGCACCGCGAGUGGUGCCUGCUGUGUCUGACCAACCUGGGCGACUGUCUCGUGCUCAGCCCCGACCUGCGCCGACAGCUCAACGCUGCCGCAGUGCGCAAGGAGGAUAUCAAUGGCAUUUCAAGUUUAUGCUUCUCGAAACGAGGCGAAGCUCUCUACUUGCAUUCCUCAUCCGAAUUACAACGGAUUACUUUGUCAGCUACCAAGGUGACGAUCGCUCAGUGCCACAUUAUCCUGUCCCCAUGGGCCGCUUCACUGCGCGGGGCUGUGGAAGAGCCCCCACUAACUAAUGGAGAACACAAGCAGCAGGAGGAAUCACUGGAAGCGGCGCACGACGUGACGGCGGUGUCGGCCGACAUCACGGUGGACUCGGUCCGCGACCACACCAACGCCGCGCCUGAACCGCAGCCCAACGAGCUGAACAUCAACCUACAGAAUUCGCAAGUGAACACGUCCUCGAUGGUGGUGAAAACGACGACGCGCACGAUGGUCAACGACACGAAUGGUGACGGUACCACCACCACUACCACAACGACCACCAGCAAUUCCACCAGCGAGAAUAUCCUAGAGCACAGUCGCGAGGAAGGAGUCAUCACGCGCAUCGAGACGGGCACGGUGACGGUGCCGGCCGGCACAGACCCGAAGCUGAUCCUCGAGAUGUUUGACCGGCAGCGCUCGCCCCUCAGCGUGCCCGUGCCGCCGCAGCCCGCCGCCGCCGAGACCAACUAGCGCGGCCCUCGUCCCUGCGCUACCGCUCCUAGAGCCGGCGCUAUGUUCCGCCACUUGUUUCUAUCUACCGCAUACUGCGUGUACUGCUCUGUCGUUUACCCGGUAUUCAGACCACCGAUUCAUGAAGACAUACCGGUAAUUUUAUCAUUUGACAAAAUUGUAUUAAACGUGACAACGGUUAGUUUUACAGUUAGUCUAAUUUCUUAACAUAUUUAUAGAAUAAAUUUCUUUCUAUGCCUAGACAGCUAAAGGUACUGCCAUGAAUUAAUUUCUUGAUAAUAAAAGUCAAUUUGGUUACUCUAGGUAUACAAAACUAUCAUUGGGAGCAUUUCUGUACAUUUAUGUAUUAAUUCCUUCUUGUUUUAAGGUCUACUUGCAUUUUAUUAUCUUAACUCUAUAUACUAUUAUUUACUAUAAUGUGGCUUGCAUGUUUAUAUUAUGGCGAUAAUUUGGAUGUAAUUUUCUUUGCAAUGUUUUGUAUUAUUUAGUAAAUAAUUUAAUAGAUGCUUAUUCUGUACUUAACAGUAUCACGUCAAUUUUCUAUAAAAUGAGAUUAUCUUAUCUUCAUUAUUUAAUUGCUGUUAGUUUUAAUUUUAAACAUGGCAACCCGUAAGUGAAGCUUCCCAGCUUUGCUAUGUUCACUGCUAUGCUUACUGGCGACUGGCGACCUAUCCAUAGCGACAAAUAUAUAAUGGAGAAUGUUAUGUUAGUACAAAAUCCGGAACGCCAUAGCAACAUUUGUUGUAUCCAGCAAUACUACAAUAUAAUUGUGGAUUGUUUUAAGUAAUUUAUAGUUAAGAGAACAAUGUGAAAUUAAUAUUCUAAUUUAGCUCGUUAAGUUAGUAUUUGGAACAUUCGGAGUGAAUGUGAUGUGCCUAUUUAUUUCUUUUUUUAAUAUAAUAAAGAUUGUAUCUAGGUGAUAGAAUAGAAAAGUUUUUGACAAUUAGUAAUGACUAGAAUAUAUUUUAUUAUGAAUAGCAUUUAGAUUUUCCACAGCAAGUUGGAGUAAACAUUUUUAUUGCCAAUUUUAUAUUAAUAUUAUGAAGAAAGAAAUUGUUGUAUUACCUUGCAGUGUUUCACUUGAAUUGUAUAUUCAGUAAAUAUUAAUUUUAAUAAAUUAUAAUGUUGUACGAAUGAAAGUUUUAUGCAAUAUUUUUUUAGCUUUUUAAACGCGUUUUUUGCAUUUUUAUGUAACCAGUUUGCAAUUCUAUUUUGUACCUAUAUUAAUUGGAAUGUCUUGUUACUUAUUUUAUUAAAGCAGUGGCAGCUAGCUAUAUGAGAACGUAAUUGAGCACAUCUUUACUACACAUCACAAGUCGUGAUAUAAGGGGAUUGAUUUAUUGUUUUAGACAUAUAUUUUAUUCAUAGAUAUAAGUUAAUGUGCCUGUCUUUUUUUGGUAAACAAUGGGCUCCAUCAGGCCCAUAUCGACAUAGUUACAUUUACUGUAGGAAGCAUCAAGGGUACUCGUAUGGCGUCCAAAAUGCUUCUAUUUAUAGUAUAUACAGAUUUUCUCCUUAUACUGUGGCAUUUUAUUAAAUUUGAUACGAAAUUUGCAAUUUGUAUCCAACAUUCUUACAAGAAAAUAAAAGCUAAGACUAUGAUA